AUGCCGCAGGCACGCUGGUGGAACGCUGUUAUCGCAAGCAGUCGGCCUAGGACGUGGGAACAACGGGUGACCAGGUCCGCGGGGUCAGGGACGCUGGGAGGCAGAUCGUCCGCACGGCUGACGGUCGCGGAGACGGCAGUCCAGUGGCCGGCUGUCGGCAGAGCACUCCGUCGCGGCAUGGCAAGUGGUGUGCCCGGAAGCAAGAUCCUCACCGAGGACAAUGUGUUCACGAACCUCCGGAAAAUGGAAUACGCGGUGCGCGGGCCCCUCCUUCUACGCGCCCUUGAGAUCGAGAAAGAGCUCCAAAAGGGGGCCAAAAAACCAUUCAAGGAGGUGAUAAAGGCCAACGUGGGAGAUGCACACGCCAUGGGUCAACAGCCCAUCACCUUCUUGAGGCAAGUACUGACCCUGACAGUGUCGCCGAAUCUUCUCAGCGAUCCCAGCUAUCCGGCAGACGCUAAAGAACGGGCUAAGAUCAUCCUGUACCAGUGUAAGGGGGGCAGCGUUGGAUCGUAUUCAGAAUCGGCGGGAAUCGAGAUCAUCCGCAAGCACGUGGCCCAGUACAUUCAGGACCGUGAUGGAAUCUCCUCAGAUUACCAUAACAUCAUUCUCUCCAAUGGUGCUUCAGAUGGAAUCAAAUCCUUCCUAAAGCUGUUCAAUGAGAAGCUAGAUGGAAAACCAUCAGGAGUGAUGAUCCCAAUUCCACAGUAUCCUUUGUACUCUGCCACUCUAGCUGAGUUUGGCCUGGCCCAGAUUGGUUACUAUCUAAAUGAAGAGAACAAAUGGGCAUUGGACAUCUCUGAAUUGGAUAGAGCAUUAAGUGAAUCUAGGAGAAUAUGCAAUCCUCGCGUGCUGGUGGUAAUAAAUCCUGGUAACCCAACUGGACAAGUCCUCACACGCACCAACAUUGAGGAUAUUAUUCGGUUCGCCUAUAAGAACCGUCUAUUUCUGCUGGCUGAUGAAGUUUAUCAGGAUAAUGUGUAUGAUAAAGACAGUGCCUUUCACUCGUUCAAGAAAGUAAUGAUGGAGAUGGGAGAACCCUAUUGUAAAAUGGAGCUAGCUUCCUUCAUGUCUGUGUCUAAAGGUUAUAUGGGAGAGUGUGGAAUCCGCGGCGGGUACGGGGAAAUUAUCAAUAUGGAUUCUAAAGUAAUGGCAAUUUUGUUAAAAUCAAUCUCAGCCAUGCUGUGUCCAGGUGUCUUGGGUCAGGUGGUGAUGGACGUUGUGGUGAACCCACCUAAACCCAAUGAACCAUCCUAUGAGUUAUUCAUGAAAGAAAAAGAGCACACUUUGCGCUCUUUAGCCGAGAGGUCCAGAUUGGUGGUGGAUACACUGAAUAGCAUUCCAGGUUUUAAGGUUAAUCCAGCCAUGGGUGCUAUGUACGUGUUUCCACGAAUUGACCUCCCAAAGAAAGCCAUAGAGGCUGCAGAAAAGGAAGGCCAACAGCCUGAUGUCUUUUACGCCUUCAAACUGUUAGAGUCCACUGGAAUAUGUGUGAUACCCGGCUCAGGUUUUGGACAACGGCCAGGAACCUAUCACUUCAGGACAACAAUUUUACCGCAGAAGGAGAAAAUAAAAAUAAUGCUCGAGAGUCUAAGGCAGUUCCAUCUUAAGUUCCUUGCAGAGUACAAAUAAUGAUACAAUGGAACUUUUAUGCAUUUUAAUUUUAUCCUCGAUGUGCUACGGUCACGAUACGCGGAUCAGUAUUAAAGCUUAUGUGAGAUAUUACAUUAUCGUUUUGCAUUUUGUAAUAAGAAAUUACAAGAGAGGGGAUUUUGAGGUUAUGUUGGUUCGGUCAUCGGCACAAGAUUUGACACAGAGAGGAUAGAGAUUUUAUAUGAAUGAAAUUCAUCGAAAUAUUUGUAAAUAGAAUGAAUUUAUAGUUACGAUUAAGAGAUUGUAUGAUAUACGAAUCGAUGAGCUCCUUUCUUUUUCUUUUUUUUCCAUAAAAUGAGAAAUGCACGGUGGGUGUUUGCACAUGUGAUACAAGAUGAACAUGAUAUUAGUAUGUUUUUAUAAUACUCACAACGGUAUUAUCAGAUCAAUAUUACACGUUCGCGCUGUUUGCAUCUGAAAUUUGUGUUACAAGUAAUUUAUUUUGGUGGAAUUUUUAUCACUUAUAGGCAGUAUAAUAUGGAUAAAAAUGGUUUUAGUGUUUAUGUGCAGAUGUACAGACCAUAUACGUAAAAUGAGAUUCACCCACCAGAGGAGACUUAUGUGUUCACAUUUGUCCAAGAUCGUCGAUGUUAAUAAAAAAAUUACAUCCACUAAUCGAAAACUGACUUCACAAAAAAAA
Messenger RNA from Habropoda laboriosa, 2293 nucleotides. RefSeq names its product alanine aminotransferase 1. Gene Ontology annotation, biological process: biosynthetic process. The transcript is spliced from 5 exons. The record is from RefSeq and is a predicted model, not a curated record. Lineage: Eukaryota; Metazoa; Arthropoda; Insecta; Hymenoptera; Apidae. Gene Ontology annotation, molecular function: pyridoxal phosphate binding; L-alanine:2-oxoglutarate transaminase activity. The coding region runs from base 1 to 1632 and encodes 543 amino acids.